GCGCAGUGAGGUCGUAGGAGUGAGCGCUCUGGCUUAAGACGAUUUUAGUUGUUUUUCAUUCUUUGCUCGUUUUGCUAUUAGUUUUAGUUAAAUAAUAGUGUUUUCUAUACUUUAUCCUUAGUGUUCGUCGCGUUAAUUGGUGUUAUUGUGUUUUAUUUUUCUAUUUCGUUUUUGUUUUAAAAGGGCAGCCUGUCCGUGAUGCGAACGCGUCGUAACCCACGGCGGGUUGAUCUUUAUAGUCACCCGGCUGGCACGCCGAAAGUCGGGCAUAAGUUAUCCAUGGAAAAUGUUCUAAGGCAUUUCUCAUCCAUGACCGAUCAUGGUUGCGAGUCCGACACGCAGUCGAACAACUCGCUCAACAUCGAUUCUAUUCCCACGCAUACACCGUCAACCGCGCCAACAACAUGGAAAUUGAAAACACAGUUACCGUUACAACACACAAUCGUUUCGCCGUGCUCGCUGCCUUCAAUAACAAGGACAUGCCCUCCUCGCCUGGCAACGCCAGCCAUCCAAACAAAAACAAACCGACACGCGUCGCGACGCAAACCGCGACACGAGACGGUUUGCAACAACCUCUCCGCGCCCUUCCUCGUAUAAUAUCCAACGAGAGUCAAUUUAAGGGCACAGACUCUUUCGAGGCCUCCUCCGAAUCGAUGUAAGCGCCAUUAUAAAAAAUCGGGCAAUUGUGAAAACAUGUAAUUGAUAAAUGUGACAUUUGAUGGUGUGACAUCUAACGUCAUUAUGCAGAAUAAGAAACGAAAGUGAGGUGGCGUAGUUGUCGAAUCACAUCAUUUGAGAGUUCUGUCGCGGUGUUGCCACAUCUGUGACAAUCCUGACCAUCUAGCAAAAUGAAUUCGCUCGAGCCGAGCGAGAUUUUGAUUCCAGGCGGACAUAGAAAAGGACAGCGCGAUAGAAAGAGGAGUAUCAUGAAUCAAACAACGUAGUAUCGAUCGGCGGAAAUACAUAUGUUCGAGUCACACGCCACGACAGAUUCGAUGAGACUGUAAUACACAUAAUGUACGCGACUAUAAAACUUAUACGA
This is a messenger RNA of Osmia lignaria (orchard mason bee), 1042 nucleotides long. The record is from RefSeq and is a predicted model, not a curated record. Lineage: Eukaryota; Metazoa; Arthropoda; Insecta; Hymenoptera; Megachilidae.